Messenger RNA from Soboliphyme baturini, 276 nucleotides. Lineage: Eukaryota; Metazoa; Nematoda; Enoplea; Dioctophymatida; Soboliphymatidae. The record is from the annotation of a GenBank genome assembly.
AUGGUGCAGCGCUCCACCAUUCCAGAUGAGUCAAAAAAGUUCGCGCAUGCCAACCUUGGCCUCGAAACUGCUCCGAUUAUGGGAUUUAUUGUGCGUUUAGGGAUUCAAUAUUUCUCUUCCAACUGCGUCACCGACGCCCUGCGGUCAUCCGUCAGUUCUUACGAUUUGUUGGCAGUUGCUUUGGACAGCUGUUCUUCAUUACAAGGCGCUCGUGUCGAACGCCGAAUCACCUCGUUUGGUUUGCGAAAGUCAAACCGUUGUCCAGAUGUUUCGUGA